AUGGAAAGGAAAUUCUCUAAACAGGUCCGAACAUAUCAACCAACUUAUCAGCUGAAAGCACGAAAACGAUUUGAUCCUGACAAAGUAGAAAAGGUGUUAAAACGUAUAGUAGACGAUGAGCUAGCGGAGAUUGAAUACAGCGAGAAAGUAAUACCAGAACUAUGUUUAAACUUAGCAGAAACGAUACGGAAUGCUGUCAAAGAGUUAAAUUACGACAGAUGCAGAAUUAUUACGUGCGUAAGUAUCGGCCAACGCCGCCAACAGAGCUUCGUUCUAUUUCACACGUUCCUAUGGGAUCAUGAACGAGAUUCCUUUGCUUCCUAUAAUUAUGAAAACCCUCACAUAUUUGCCAGUGUUGUUGUUUAUGGAAUUUAUUUAGACUAG
Molecule: messenger RNA, 384 nt
Organism: Arctia plantaginis
Lineage: Eukaryota; Metazoa; Arthropoda; Insecta; Lepidoptera; Erebidae
Source: the annotation of a GenBank genome assembly